This is a messenger RNA of Marmota monax (woodchuck), 7651 nucleotides long. RefSeq names its product NYN domain and retroviral integrase containing (gene Nynrin). Gene Ontology annotation, cellular component: nucleus; cytoplasmic ribonucleoprotein granule. Gene Ontology annotation, biological process: DNA integration. The coding region runs from base 130 to 5886 and encodes 1918 amino acids. The record is from RefSeq and is a predicted model, not a curated record. NCBI's taxonomy places the organism in Eukaryota, Metazoa, Chordata, Mammalia, Rodentia, Sciuridae. Gene Ontology annotation, molecular function: mRNA binding; RNA-DNA hybrid ribonuclease activity. The transcript has 9 exons.
GGAGCCUGGCCGGUCCCACCCCCAGCUACAACCCCUGGCAGGAAGAGCCUGUCGCUGGAGCAGCCGCAGAGAGGGACGGAGUUCGGGAGGGCGGGCGUCUGAGCGGUGGCGGGGAAGGGUUGAGCAGCCAUGCUCUUGUCUGGGGGUGACCCCCCGACUCAGGAAUGGUUCAUGGUGCAGACAAAAUCGAAGCCUCGGGUGCAGAGGCAGCGGCUGCAAGUGCAGCGCAUCUUCAGGGUCAAGCUGAACGCCUUCCAGAGCCGCCCCGACACCCCCUAUUUCUGGCUGCAACUUGAGGGGCCCCGGGAGAACACCGGCAAAGCCAAGGAGUACCUGAAGGGCCUGUGCAGCCCAGAGCUGUGGAAGGAGGUCCGCUACCCACCGCUGCUGCACUGCGCCUUCCUGGGGGCCCAGGGCCUCUUCCUGGACUGCCUCUGCUGGAGCACCCUGGCCUACCUGGUGCCUGGUCCCCCUGGCUCCCUGAUGGUGGGCGGGCUGACCGAGUCUUUCACCAUGACCCAGAAUUGGCUGGAGGAGCUGGUGGCACGGCUGCGCUGGGGCCCUGCCCCUCUGCUGACUCCUCGUGGUAUCUGGGAGGCUGAAGUGACCCGGGCCUUUGGGGCCCUGGUUUGGAUCCGUGGUGACCAGUAUGCGGGGGACCUCCUUCAGCUGCCUCCAGCAGUCCAGGAGCUGCUGCUGAGCCUGGUACGGGAUGCCGCAGGGAAGGAGGACAUCAUUGAGUGGCUCAGCCACUUUGGCAUCUCCAACACCCACUCCAACCAGGAGGUGCUGAUUUGCCCUCCUCAGCAAAAGAAGGAAGGCCUGGCCAUGGUGUCCAUGGGAGAGAGUCCUGGGUCCUUUCUGGAGAUGGGUACCCUGCAGAAAGGGGGCCUGGAAAGUCCAAAGAGAUUAACCAGCCUAGGAGCCACUGGGUCCCUGAUCCCAACCCAGAGCACACAACAGGAGACAGCAAACCAGCUGGUACGGGUCGGUUCCAGCAACCAAGGUGGUAAGGACCGUGCUCAAGAGGAGGGGCCGUUGCAAGCCAGCAGCAGCCGAGACUCUUCGAACCACUCACAAACCUUGUUACAGCAAAGACAGGUCCAGAGGGUGGAAGAUAAACUCCCCUUCCAGGCUCCUGUGUCAGCCCUGGGAGUGUGUCCAUCCUGGAAGGCCUGGGCCCCAGGGCCAGCCUUUGGUCCCUUGUGGCCUGGGGCUAUUGCUGCAACCUUCUGGAGGAUCAAUGAACUGCAUUCUCUCCACCUGGCUUGGCUUCUGUCCCAGGCGGGCUUCAAUUUCCCUUUCUGGCAGAGGCCAGUGGGCCCCAUUCAGCUGAAAUUGCCAGGGCAGAAUCCUUUGCCCUUAAAUCUGGAGUGGAAGCAGAAGGAGCUGACUCCUCUGCCCAGUGCAGAAAGCCCAGCUUGUAGACUGGAUGGGGAGCUGGGAGGAGAGACAGCCCUACGGAAUUUACCAAGGCCAGAGACCUCCCCUAAAAUCACAAGUUUAUUGGUGGUCCCAGCAGGCUCUGCUGUAAAGGACAAACUUAGUCCAGGACUUCCACAGAUAGGGCCACCUUUGACCUCUGCACCCCAACUACAAGCUAGAGGUGAGCUUGGGGAUCAAGGAAGUAUGCCGUUGGAUUGUAAGGGCCUAGAAAAGGGGCCCUCUCCAGCACUACCCUCAGAGCAAGGGAUGCUCACAGAGCAAGAGGUGCCCACAACUCAAGGGAGGCCCAUGGCUCAAGGUCAUCUGACAGCCCAGCUAGUACCUGAAGCUCAGACAGUGCCUGAAACUCUCAAAGUGCCCCUGGGUGCAGCAGUGCGCAAAGCUGAAAACCCACCCAUAAUCCAAGGACUGCCUACAGCUCCCAAAGUGCCUACUGCCCCACUGAUGCCGGCAGCACACACAGAGCCUGCAGCUCCCAAAGUGCCUUCGGGUCCAACAAAGCCAGCAGUUUCUGUGAUGCCCACCACUGAAAAAGCAGUCAUGGAUCAACCGGUAUCGGAAUCAGCAUUGACAGCUCAGGUGUUGUCUGCAACUCCAAAGACUCCCACAGCUCAGAAGAUGCCUGCAAUGAAAACAUCACCUGUAGGUCCCCAAACACCCAAAGCUCAAGCCAGGCCUGUGCCUAAAUCAGGGUCUACAGCUUCCAAAGCACCUGCAGCUCCCAAAACACCUGUGAUCCCCAAAGCACCUGCAACUUCUAAAGCCUCCAGAGCUUCCAAGAUGCCUGCACCCCAGAAAGUGCCCACAGAUGCAGGGCCCACGUUGGAUGUAGCCAAACUUCUGAGUGAGGUCCACCCUUCAUCAAGGGGUAGUAGAUCCUCACCAAAGGGCCAGGCGGCUGGAAGGCAGGGUCCCCAGCCCAACAGUACCCUAGCCCUCAGCAGCAAGCAUCCGUUCCUGAUGGAGGGGCUCCUGGGGGCUUGGGAAGGCACCCCAAGGCAGCCAUCUCGCCACCAACAGGCAAGCAACACAGUGACCAGCUUCCAGAGGUACCAUGAGGCCCUGAACACACCCUUUGAGUUGAAUUUGUCAGGGGAACCUGGAAACCAGGAGUUGCGACGAGUGGUUAUUGACGGCAGCAGCGUGGCCAUGGUGCAUGGCCUCCAGCACUUCUUCUCCUGCCGAGGCAUUGCCAUGGCAGUGCAGUAUUUCUGGAACCGGGGACACCGAGAAGUCACUGUAUUUGUGCCCACCUGGCAGCUGAAGAAGAACCGGAGGGUGAGAGAGAGCCACUUCCUGACGAAGCUCCAUUCACUCAAGAUGCUUUCAAUCACCCCUUCCCAGCUGGAGAAUGGCAAGAAGAUCACCACCUAUGAUUAUAGGUUCAUGGUAAAGCUGGCAGAAGAGACAGAUGGCAUCAUUGUCACCAAUGAGCAGAUUCACAUCCUGAUGAAUAAUUCCAAGAAACUGAUGGUCAAAAAUCGCCUUCUGCCCUUCACCUUUGCGGGGAAUCUCUUCAUGGUACCAGAUGAUCCAUUGGGCCGAGAUGGCCCUACUUUGGAUGAGUUUCUGAAGAAGCCAAACAGGUUGGACACAGACAUUGGCAACUUCCUGAAGGUGUGGAAGACCCUUCCUCCCAGCUCAGCCCGCAACUCUGAGCUGAGUGAUGAUGUUGACGCUGGGCCCCUGCAGGAGCCACAGAAUGUGGCAGAAGUCAGAGAGGAGAAGGAAGAACAGCAGGAAGAGGAGCCGAGGGAGGAGCAGGGGUGGCCAAAGCUGGAAGAGGAGGGGGACGACCUUGACUCUUCCCUGGCAUCAGUGUUCCGAGCCGAGUGCCCUUCCCUUUCGGAGGAAAUCCUCCGGUGCCUCAGUCUCCACGACCCCCCUGAUGGGGCCCUAGAUAUCGAUCUCCUGCCAGGUGUGGCCUCUCCCUACCUGGGCAUCCCCUGGGAUGGGGGGGCUCCCUGCCAGCAGGUCCUCACCCAGCUGGCCCAGCUAUCCAUCCCCAGCAACUUCACUGCGCUUUCCUUCUUUGUGGGGUUCAUGGAUUCCCAUCGGGAUGCCAUCCCUGACUAUGAAGCCCUGAUGGGCCCCCUGCACAGCCUCCUAAAGCAGAAGCCAGACUGGCAGUGGGACCGGGAGCAUGAAAAGGCCUUCCUGGCCCUGAAGCGAGCCCUGGUGUCCGCCCUCUGCCUGACGGCCCCCAACUCCCAGCUGCCCUUCCGCCUGGAGGUGAUGGUGAGCCAAGUGGCCCUGACAGCCAUCCUCCACCAGGAACACUCAGGGAGGAAGCACCCCAUCGCCUACACCUCGAAACCCCUCCUCCCCGACGAGGAGAGCGAGGGUCCCCAGUCAGGUGGAGACAGCCCCUAUGCGGUGGCCUGGGCCCUCAAGCAUUUCUCCUGCUGCAUUGGAGACACUCCAGUGGUCCUAGACCUUUGCUAUGCCUCCAGGACCACUGCAGACCCUGAGGCAAGGGAGGGCCGCAGGGUUUCCAAAGCAUGGUUGAUCCGAUGGUCCCUCUUGGUACAGGACAAAGGCAAGAGGGCCCUGGAAUUGACCCUUCUCCAGGGCCUGCUGAGGGAAAACCGGCUACUAAUGCCAGCUUCCUCAAUGCCCCGUUUCUUCCAGGUUCUGCCUCCGUUUUCUGACCUGUCCACUUUUGUCUGCAUCCACAUGUCUGGCUAUUGCUUUUACCGUGAGGAUGAGUGGUGUGCUGGCUUUGGUCUCUAUGUCCUGUCUCCUACCAGUGCCCCUGUCUCUCUGUCCUUCUCUUGCUCUCCUUACACACCGACCUAUGCCCACCUGGCAGCUGUGGCUUGUGGCCUGGAGCGCUUUGGCCAGUCCCAGCUCCCGGUGGUUUUCCUCACCCACUGCAACUGGAUCUUCAGCCUCCUUUGGGAGCUCCUGCCCCUCUGGAGGGCGCGGGGCUUCCUAUCCUCUGAUGGGGCUCCACUACCUCACCCAAGCCUGCUUUCCUACAUCAUAUCCCUCACUUCUGGUCUGUCAUCCGUUCCAUUUAUCUACCGAACCUCCUACCGGGGCUCUCUGUUUGCUGUGACAGUGGAUACCCUGGCCAAGCAGGGUGCCCAAGGGGCUGGGCAGUGGUGGAAUUUACCAAAGGAUGUGCCGGUCCCUGUAGUGACUCCCCAUACUACGGGCAAGAAGCCCAACUUGCUGGCAUUACAGUUGAGUGACAGCACCCUGGCUGAUAUCAUCGCCAAGCUGCAGGCUGGGCAGAAGUUAUCUGGCUCCUCCCCCUUCAGUUCUGCCUUUAACUCCCUCAGCCUUGACAAGGAGAGUGGUCUGCUGAUGUUCAAGGGAGAUAAAAAGCCCAGGGUCUGGGUAGUCCCAACACAACUCCGGAGGGAUCUGAUUUUCUCGGUGCAUGACAUCCCCAUGGGGGCCCACCAGAGGCCAGAAGAGACCUAUAAGAAGCUGAGGUUGCUGGGGUGGUGGCCUGGCAUGCAGGAGCAUGUGAGAGAUUACUGCAGGAGCUGUUUGUUCUGCAUCCCCCGCAAUCUUAUAGGCAGUGAGUUGAAGGUUAUUGAGUCACCUUGGCCCCUCAGGUCUACUGCCCCUUGGUCCAACCUGCAGAUAGAGGUGGUGGGUCCAGUAACUGUAAGCGAGGAGGGCCACAAGCAUGUGCUCAUUGUGGCUGACCCUAACACCAGGUGGGUAGAAGCGUUCCCACUGAGGCCCUACACGCAUGUGGCUGUGGCCCAGGUAUUGCUUCAGCACGUAUUUGCCAGGUGGGGUGUCCCUGUGAGGCUGGAGGCGGCCCAGGGCCCUCAGUUUGCCCGGCAUGUCCUGGUGAGCUGUGGGCUGGCCCUGGGAGCUCAGGUGACCACCCUGAGUAGGGACCUCCAGUUCCCCUGCCUGGCGAGCUCAGAGGUCUACUGGGAAUUCAAGAGGGCCCUGAAGGAGUUCAUCUUCCUACAUGGCAAGAAGUGGGCAGCCUCCCUGCCCUUGCUGCACCUGGCCUUCAGAACCUCCUCCUCAGAGGCCACGCCCUUCCAGGUCCUGACUGGGGGUGAGGUGAGGGUGAGUGAGCCCCUGUGGUGGGAGAUGAGCAGUGCCAACAUCGAAGGGCUUAAGAUGGAUAUCUUCCUGCUACAGCUGAUUAGGGAGCUGCUGGAUCUCCACUGCAGGGUGGCCGAAAAGGCAAGUGAGAAGGCUGACAACCGGCGUUUCAAACGGGAGAGCCAGGAGAAGGAGUGGAACGUGGGGGACCAGGUCCUCUUGCUGUCCCUCCCCAGGAAUGGCAGCAGUGCCAAAUGGGUGGGUCCUUUCUAUAUUGGGGACCGGCUGAGCCUGUCGCUCUAUAGAGUGUGGGGCUUCCCAACCCCAGAGAAGCUGGGAUGCAUCUAUCCCAGCAGUCUGAUGAAGGCCUUUGCCAAGAAUGGCACACCCCUGUCCUUCAAGGUCUUGGAGCAGUGAGCUGGAGCAGUUGUGGAGGCCCCUGCCCAGGAGUCCUGGGUUUCUGCUGCUAGGCCAUACCCCCCCCCCUUCAGCUGUGCUCGCGCCCUGAGGGGCUUCAGUUGUGCCUUUUGUAGAAAUGUUGCUUCAUAAAGCUUUGCUGAAUUGCCUUGAACUAGGGCUAGUGUCCCUAUGGAAGAACCCCCAAUUGGGGAUAUUCAGAAAAUUUGCCAAAGGCUGUUAAAUAUGGGCCUCUGGCACUUUUACAUUGGGGAGAAGAAAGUCCCCUUAUAAAAAGUAGGUCAGUUUGUCUUGUUCCUCAAGUAUCCUUUUCCCCCUAUAUACACAUGCAGGUGUAAAGACACCUGGCUGACUUAACGGUGAAACAGUGUGACUCUGGACCUCACAGUUGGAACCACAGUCCUCUCCCAAACAGAAACCUCAAAUUUGGGUGCCUUCCCUCAGUCUGUAUUUGGGAAGCCCUUGCCCUUGGGGUUGUUGCUGACAUAAACCCAUAUUGGCUGUGAGGAGGCAGCUGGCUCCUCAGCCUCAUGGUGAGUUUUGUAAGGCCAGGCUCAGCUUUACCCGCUGUUAAGGAAGGGCUGGCUCAGGGUAAGAAGAUGACCAGCCACGAGCCACCCAUUUGUCAAUGUGGGAAAGGCAGGAGGGGAUGAGUACCCUACCUCAUUUGACUCCAGCUGAUGGAGAUGACUCCUGCCCCUGCUUUGAUGGAGUUGACCCCACAGGAAUCAAGGAUCUUGAUGCCAAGUGUGGCAUCUCUACCUGAAGAGCUGCUUCUACUGGACCAAGGGGUCCCCAGCCUCUGUUUUGCAGGUCGGGUAGGGGAGGUGUCUGAAGUGAGCCGUCUGGCACACAGUCAGGUGCUGGCAUGACUUUACCUCCCAACACCAUUCCAAAGCCCAUUACCCUCCACUCCUGCCUUCACCGUAUCCUGAGACCCCACGUCGUGAGUGAUUGCCUUGUCUGGACACCCCACCCCCACCCUGUCCUCUGGAUCUGCCUUCUGUGUAGAGUCAAACCCAAGUUCCCAUUCUCGGCAAGCCUCACUCUUGCAGUUAGAGUGAGUUUCUCCCAGGUGGGUGUGCUUACACUCACCGCUCUGAAUGCUGCUGCUAUGAACAACCAGUCUUUGACCAAGGCCAGCACAGUGUCUCUGGCCGGGCCACUGAGUGGUUUCAUUUCUGAGGAAGUUGGGCCACACUUACUUCUGGCCUCUCUCAGGUUGCCCAAACACUUGGCAGAGUGCUAGAGUCAGAAGGGAACCUGCCAUUGAGUCCAGCCCACUUGUUUUUCAGUAAAGGGGCUCAGAGAAGGACAGUAAUUUGCCCACAGCUUGUCGGGGGCUGAGCUUGGACCAUGGUUAAGCUUCCUGACUCACAGUUCACUAUGAAAAGUGUUCUGGCAAUAGGUUCAAGCAAGAGAAUCCUUUGAAACCCUAGCCCACGUUCCCUCUAACUCCCCAUUUUCCAAACUUGUAUACAAACUACCUGAGUAUUAUCCUUAAGCCAAGUCCAGCUGUGAAUCCUAUCCAGGAUUAGUUGAUUGGGUGAAUGAUUUGGUGAUAGCUGAGAAACUGAAAGGUUAGCUGCAGAAUUUUUAGUAGAUACCUCGCCUCCACCCUUGUGCCUUCUCUUUCCUCUAAUACUGUGUCCAACCUCACCCUACCCUCCCAGCUGUAUACGUUUCUGUUAACUGCAUUUUUAUCUUAUAUCCUUUUUCAUGAAUUUUUUUUCCAUUUGUCAAUAAACAUUAAACUGGAGCCCAA